Chara braunii is the source of this 1374-nucleotide messenger RNA. The record is from the annotation of a GenBank genome assembly. NCBI's taxonomy places the organism in Eukaryota, Viridiplantae, Streptophyta, Charophyceae, Charales, Characeae.
GGUGGAACGCUGCCAGGCUGAAAAGAAGAAAGAAAAAGAAGAAAGAAAAAGACAGAAAGAAGAAGAAAUAAAGAAGAAAGUGCAGAUAGAAGAAGAGAGAAUGAGGAGAGAAAUGAGAGAAAAGUUAGAAAGGGAAUUGAAGGAGGAAUUGCAGACUAUAGAAGCAGAAGAAGAGCCCGAUGAUGAAGGAGACAGACUCAUCAGGCGGCAAACGGAAAGGGGAGAGACUAGCCAGACAGGUGGGGAACUCCAGGUUAAACCGGUGGAUUGGUAUGACCAAUAUGCCUAUUCCGGUGACCUAAUUGAAGAGACGGAGGAGGAAAGAGAUACAUUCGUUGCAAAACUGGCAUCCAUUAAGGAUCAAAGGGAAAAGGAACUCUUGCUAGAGGAAAAGCGUGCAGAAUUGCAUAUGCAAAUGUUAGCAGCAAAACGGCAAGAACUGGACGAAAGGAAAAGACUGCAAAUCGAGGGCGCAAGGCUACAAAGAGAAUUGCAGGAUCGAAAGGAUAAGCAAGCUGCAACAGAAGAAAAACUAGCCCUCUUAACAGAAACAGUCCUACAUACGAAGCAAGAGUUAGAAGCAAUGAACAGAACUUUGCAGAAAGUUGAGACCCACCAAUAUGAGUUUGAGGGAGUUUGGAACACCUUUCUACAGAAGUCCGCAAAGGAUGUUGAUCAGCACAUACAGUUAUACAUUCAGAAAUUAGACAAUCACAUCACCCAGACCUUUACUCCGGCCGUGAUUGAGAAGAUAGUUCGUGGCAGCGGCGGAGGAGGAGGAGAUGGAGAUGGAGACGAAGAUGGGGGAGUUUACAAGAAAGGAAAGGGAAUGUUGCGGGAAGACAAAGACACUGAUGCAAGGAAAAUCAGAGUUAAAGUGCCGUGGACCUACACCGGCAAGAGAGAGGAAAGUGUCUUACAUUGGAUUGCGGCCGUAGAGUCCUAUGUGUACGGUCAGCGCAUCCCGUAUUGGGAUAGAGUCUUGAUGGCCACUCCGUGCAUUGUUGGCGAUCCAAUGAGCUUUGCCAUUUCGUUGCAAAAAGAAGCAAAUUGCCAAACCAAGAUCGAAUAUUCACAGCAAACAAGAAUUGAAGAUUUCUUUAAGGCAGUAAGAGAACGAUUUGAAGAUAAGAAUCUGGCUCGCCGAACUUAAAUGCUAAUUUUAAAUAUUGCGGAUCGGAAAUGGAACAGUGCGUCUGCACUUAAAGCAACAAUGGAUGAAUUCUUGGAAUGCGCUGAACAUGGACUGACUCCUACUCAAAUCCUCAAUAACUUCGCAAGAGCAUUGCCUGACCCCCUCCGUACUCAGCUUUAUCCCCGUACCAAGGACGAGGGGAUGACCUACGAGAAGUUCAACAAAAUCGCUAUAGAUCA